Molecule: messenger RNA, 2458 nt
Organism: Triticum aestivum (bread wheat)
Lineage: Eukaryota; Viridiplantae; Streptophyta; Magnoliopsida; Poales; Poaceae
Product: DNA topoisomerase 2-like
Exons: 10
Coding region: 768-2261 (497 amino acids)
Biological process (GO): sister chromatid segregation; DNA topological change; resolution of meiotic recombination intermediates
Cellular component (GO): nucleus
Molecular function (GO): DNA topoisomerase type II (double strand cut, ATP-hydrolyzing) activity; DNA binding; ATP binding
Source: RefSeq, a predicted model, not a curated record
UUAGAACUGAUUAGUUUCCAUCACGGGGAAAUCGUUGAUUGAUAUGUAUCCAUCUCAACCGUGCUAGCGCAAAUCACGGGGCCGGCGAUUUUUAAAACGAGCGCCGCGCGCGCUCGCCGCCACCGACGUCAGGCGCUCCACGGGGUUCCGGAGGCGCAUCAAAACGGCGACGUACGGGAUCACCUCCUCCGUAGAAGCCGCCGCCGGAGCGUCGUCCUGUCCGCUCCCGAGUCCCGAGCAACAAACAGAUCGAGUAAGGUUUCUACCAUGGCAAACCUUGAACACACACUGCCUUCAGUGGUCGACGGCCUUAAGCCGGCGCAGAGGAAGGUUUUGUUCUGCUCGUUCAAGAGGAAUCUGGUGAAAGAAACCAAGGUGUCACACUUGGCUGGUUAUGUGGCAGAACACUCAGCGUAUCACCAUGGCGAGCAGAGUCUAGCCAACACAAUCAUAGGAAUGGCUCAAGAUUUUGUCGGCACCAAUAAUAUUAGUCUUUUGGAGCCCCGCGGCCUGUUUGGUACCCGGUGGGUUAGCUUUGUAAUUAAAACCCAAGUACCUUAUAUGCUGUCAAAGAAAAAACGAGUUCUCAUGCUUUCUUUGUGUGUUUACAUUCAUCCAUUUCAUUUCAGGGGGGCAAAGAUGCUGCUAAAGCUCGGCACAUCUACACCAGAUUAGCACCGAUCACCCGUUUAAUUUUUCCAAAGGAUGAUGAUCUUCUUCUCAACUAUCUGAAUGAAGACGGACAGUCCAUUGAACCCAGUUGGUACAUGCCAAUCAUUCCCAUGGUUUUGGUCAAUGGAAGUGAAGGCAUUGGGCCUGGAUCAAAAAAUUAUAUCCCAAGCUAUAAUCCUAGAGACGUUAUUGCUAAUCUGAAAAGGUUGCUAAACGGAGGCACUGUGAUACAAAUGGACCCUUGGUACAAGGGGUUCAAGGGCUCUGUGAAGAAUGCAAGAGCGAAGGCAGCUGGUGUCACGUAUACCAUCACCGGUGUUAUAGAGGAAGUCGAUGGCACCAAGCUUAAAAUUACUGAGCUUCCCAUCCGCAGUUGGACUGUCGAUUACAAAGAAUUUCUUGAAUCCAUGUGUCCUCAAAGUGAACAGGAAAAUGGCAAUGAGAAGAACAAAGGCAAGGGCAAGGUCAAGGUCAAAGAACCACCGUUUCUAGUGAAAAUUAGAUCACAAUGUGAUCAUGCGAAUGUGGAGUUUGAGGUGAUCAUGAGUGAGCAAAACAUGAAUAUUGCUAAGAAAAAAGGCUUUGAGAGCAAAUUCAAGCUGACAGCCACAAUAAAAACAACAAACGUGAACUUGUUUGACUCAGAUGGUAGAAUUCGAACAUAUGGCACCCCAGAGGACAUACUUAAAGAGUUCUUCCAACUGAGGCUCGAAUUCUACGCCAGAAGAAAGGCAAUAAUGUUGCAAAAUAUAGGGAACGAGAUAUUGAAGCUUAAGAACAAAGUGAGGUUUAUCCUUGCUGUUAUUUCCGAGGACAUCAUAGUCAAUAACAGGAAGACGGCCGAGCUUUACCUGGAGCUUAAGCAGAAGGGGUAUGAACCUUUCCCAGAGAAUCUGUUUACGUCCGAGCCGGUUCCCGCAGGAAGUACAGAAGAAGUAGAUGAAGAAAAUGAAGAGAAUCCUGUUGAAGGUGCAGCAGGAGUUACUGCGAGUGAUUAUGAGUAUCUUCUCGCAGUCGCAAUUUUUACCUUUACUGAGGAGAAGGCACAGGAGCUCAUCACACAAAUGAAUAAAUUAGAGGCCGAAUCUGAAAGCCUGGGCAAAGCAACUGCAGAAAUUCUUUGGCUGGGAGAACUUGAUGCCCUUGAAAAGGAACUGGACGUGCUUGAUGGAAAUUCUGAAGUUUUAGAGGAGGAAACAACCCGUAGGCCGGGAAAAAACUCCAAAGGCGAGAAGGCUUAUAAUCCUGACUUGUCUCGAGAACAUAGUGGAUGUCCUGCUGCCGAGAAGCCAAAGACUGCCAUCAGGAAGAGGGCGCCUGCUCGGAGCAAAGAUAUAUUCAAGCCUACCGGCGACAGCAAUUCCAGUGCUCCUUCUCCUGAGAAGAAGGUGCGAAAGCUGAGGAUCUCCCUCUUCAACAAAAAGAGCGGCUCGGUUUCGCAGAGAGUCGCGAGCACUUCAACAGGAGUAGAAGAUGCCGAGGCUCCUCCCUCGGGCAGCCUUGCUCAGCCAGUUACACUGAGAAGGACGGCAAGGGAGGGGAAGGCGAAAGCAAUCUGCAUCGAUUCCGAGAGUGACGAUAGUGUCUAGUUUAUGAGACGUUUUUUUUUUUGCCAAUCUGAUGCAUUGGUGCUUGGCUGCUUGCUCAGGUUCAUAUCUUAUGCGCGUUCUGUGUUAUGUUAGGCUGCCCAGACAUUCAUCAGUGAGACAAUCUUUCUGAGACUUGUCCUUUCAGAAUCUGGUAUCACCAUUUCUGUCUCUCAAAUCAAUCCACUUGUGACAUUUGA